CUCGGAGGAGCGGCGGCGGGGCGCGGCGGGGCGCCGAGGGCCGGUGCCCGCCGCUCGCCCGGAGCCGGGUCCGCGCUCACGCUCAGGCUCCUUUAUGCCGUCGUGAGAUGCUGCGAGCCUCGUCAUCGGCUGGGACGCUUCCCUGGGAGAGCCGAUAGCCCACCGUCCACAGCCCCUACCCUCCCGAGCGUGGCGCCGCGUCCGGGGACGCCGGUGUUGAGACCCUGUUCCUGGCAAAUGACAAGGCAAGACGCCCAGUGCUGACCUCGCGUUUGGUCACUUUUCAAAAGCCCAGUGGCUGUCCCUAAAUGAGUCCAGAUCUUACAUAAAAUGGGUGUUUCUUACACUGUUACUGAAAAUUAAGUAUAUAAUCUAUUCAGUAAAAUCCAAGCUGCCAUGGAAGAAAUACCAGUAAAAGUCGCUGUAAGAAUUAGACCUCUGCUUUGCAAGGAAGUUCUUCAUAACCAUCAAGUGUGUGUGAGGGAUGUUCCAAACACCCAGCAGAUUAUCAUUGGGAGAGACAGAGUUUUUACUUUUGAUUUUGUUUUUGGCAAAAAUUCCACUCAAGAUGAAGUUUAUAAUACAUGCAUAAAGCCCCUAGUGUUGUCACUCAUUGAGGGCUAUAAUGCAACGGUUUUUGCGUAUGGACAAACUGGAUCUGGGAAGACGUACACCAUUGGAGGAGGCCAUGUGGCAUCAGUUGUGGAGGGCCAAAAGGGUAUCAUUCCUCGAGCUAUCCAAGAGAUAUUUCAAAGCAUCUCUGAAAACCCUAGCAUUGACUUUAAAAUCAAAGUGUCAUAUAUAGAAGUGUAUAAGGAAGACCUAAGAGAUCUUCUAGAGUUGGAGACGUCCAUGAAGGACCUUCACAUCCGAGAAGAUGACAAGGGAAACACAGUGAUUGUUGGGGCCAAAGAAUGCCAAGUGGAGAGCGCGGAUGAAGUGAUGAGUCUCCUGGAGGCAGGGAAUGCUGCCAGGCACACCAGCACCACCCAGAUGAACGAGCACUCCAGCAGAUCCCAUGCAAUUUUCACAAUAAGCAUUUGCCAAGUUGAGAAAAACACAGAAGCAGCUGAGAAUGGAGAGUGGUAUUCACAUCGGCAUAUUGUCUCCAAAUUCCAUUUUGUGGAUUUGGCUGGAUCAGAAAGAGUGACCAAAACUGGGAAUACUGGUGAACGAUUCAAAGAGUCCAUUCAAAUCAACAGUGGGCUGCUUGCCUUAGGAAACGUAAUAAGUGCCCUUGGGGACCCGCGCAGGAAGAGCUCUCAUAUUCCAUACAGGGAUGCUAAAAUUACCCGUCUUCUGAAAGAUUCCCUGGGAGGCAGUGCCAAGACUGUCAUGAUCACGUGCGUCAGCCCAUCCUCCUCAGACUUUGAUGAGUCCUUAAAUUCUCUCAAAUAUGCCAACAGAGCACGGAACAUUAGAAACAAGCCUACUCUAAACUUUAGCCCUGAGUCAGACCGGAUGGAUGAGAUGGAAUUUGAGAUUAAGUUGCUUCGAGAAGCUUUGCAGAGCCAUCAGGCCAGUAUCAGUCAAACUAGCCAGACCCCCUCAGAGGGUGCUUCUGACCACAAUCGGAUCCAUUCUCUAGAGGAACAGGUAGCUCAGCUCCAGGAGGAAUGUCUGGGCUACCAGGACUGCAUAGAGCAAGCAUUCGCCUUCCUAGUGGACUUAAAAGAUGCUGUCAGGCUAAACCAGAAACAGCAGCACAAGCUACAGGAAUGGUUUAGCAGGACCCAGGAAGUCAGGAAGGCUGUCGUCACCCCAUUUCCAGGACACCAGGGUGUUGGGAACCUCGAAGAAGGACCCCAGAAUGUGACAGUUCUCCAACUGAAGAGAGAGCUUAAGAAAUACCAGUGUGCCCUGGCUGCCGACCAAGUGCUGCUCACACAGAAGGAGCUGGAGGUGGAGGAGCUGAGGGGCCAGGUGCAGCUCAUGGUGCAGGAGAACAAGGGGCACGUGGUGUCCCUGAAAGAAGCACAGAAAGCCAACCGACUGCAGAAUGAAAAGAUAAUAAAACAGCAACUUCUUGUCAGUCAGCUGAGUGAAGAACUAGCAAAAUUUAACUUGUCGAUGACGUCGUCAGUUAAAGAGAGCUGUGGAGACGGGCCUGAUGCCAGAAUCUCUGAAAACAGACCUCACACAGUACCAUUUGAUAGUCACUGGGGACACCGUGUUUACAUCCCACCAAGGCAGGAUUCCAAGCAGGUCUACUCAAGUCCUCCUAUAUACACUCUGGACCAAGUAUUCGAUGGGUUCCGGACACGAAGCCAGAUGCUCAUGGGUCACUUAGAAGAACAAGAUGAAGUUGUCCACUGCCAGUUUUCUGACAACAGUGAUGAUGAAGAGUCAGAAGGCCAAGAUAAAUCUAGAAUUAGAUCUAGAAGUCACUCAUGGGUCAAAGAGCCAGGCUCUGUUUGCUCUCUUGUUGAACUAACCGAUACUACAGAUGAAACACAGAAGUCCUAUUUGGAAAAUGGAGAUUUGAAGAUGGAAUGUCUCCAGGAGAGUCAGGAGUUAAAUUUGCAAAAAUUAAGGACUUCGGAACUCAUACUUAAUAAAGCUAAACAAAAAGUGAGAGAACUUACAAUUAACAUCAGGAUGAAAGAAGAUCUGAUCAAAGAGUUAAUAAAAACAGGUAACAAUGCCAAGUCUGUGAGCAGACAGUACUCUUUGAAGGUAACGAAACUGGAACAUGAAGCUGAGCAGGCUAGAGUGGAGCUCACAGAAACCCGAAAGCAGCUGCAGGAGCUAGAGAGCAAAGACCUUUCUGACGUUGCAUUGAAGGUCAAACUACAGAAAGAGUUCCGGAGAAAGAUGGAUGCUGCAAAGCUGCGAGCCCAGGUCUUACAGAAAAAGCAGCAAGAUAGUAAGAAGUUGGCAUCACUGUCCAUCCAGAGCGAGAAGCGUGCCAGCGAGCUGGAGCAGAGCGUGGGCCACCUCAAACACCAGAAAGCGCAGCUGCAGAGACGGCUUCGAGAAGAGAGCGAGAAGAAGCAGCACCUGGAUGCAGAGGUUAAGAGAGAGCAGCAAAAAAUCAAAGAGCUGCAGUUAAAAACAGGUCAAGGAGAUGGUCUGAACUCAAAGGCUGAGGACCUGGAUAGGUUUAACUCGGACAGAAGAACAGGUCCUUUCAGAAGUGUGGACCAACUCCAGAAAUUGGAUGAGCAAAAGAAAUGGUUAGAUGAAGAAGUAGAGAAAGUUCUGAACCAACGCCAAGAACUAGAGAUGUUGGAAGAAGACCUGAAGAAGCGGGAAGCCAUCGUCUCCAAGAAGGAAGCCCUGCUACAGGAGAAGAGUCACCUAGAGAAUAAGAAGCUGCGGUCUAGUCAGGACUUAAGCACAGACAGUCUGAAAAUAUCAGCUCGCCUGAACUUGUUGGAGCAAGAGUUGUCGGAAAAAAGUUUGCAGCUUGAGAGCAGCACAACCGAGGAUAAAAUGAAGAUCUCAGAACAGGUUCAGGCUCUCCAGAAAGAAAAGGAUCAGCUGCAGAGACAGAGAAACAUUGUGGACGAAAAGCUUAAGAAUGGUAGAGUGCUGUCCCCCAAAGAAGAGCAUCUUCUUUUCCAACUUGAAGAAGGAAUAGAAGCUUUGGAAGCUGCGAUUGAAUUCAAGAGCGAAAGCAUCCGGAGCCGCCAGGACUCACUCAGAGCGUCGCUGCAGAGUCUCUCCCAGAGUGAAGCAGAAGUUCUGGGAAAACUAGUUUGCCUGAAUCUUACCGAGAUUAGAGCUAUUCUUUUCAAAUAUUUCAAUAAGGUGAUUAAUUUGCGAGAAGCUGAACGCAAACAAGAGUUGCAGAACAAAGAGAUGAAAAUGAAGGUUCUGGAGCGGGAUACUAUGGUCCACGAGUUAGAAUCUGCCCUGGAGCACCUGAGACUGCAGUGUGACCGGAGACUGACCCUGCAGCAGAAGGAGCAUGAGCAGAAGAUGCAGCUGCUGUUGCAUCAUUUCAAAGAGCAAGAUGGAGAAGGCAUUAUAGAAACCUUAAAAAAAUAUGAAGAUAAAAUCCAGCAGCUGGAAAAAGAUCUUUACUUCUAUAAGAAAACCAGCAGAGAUCUUAAGAAGAAACUGAAAGAGACUGCCCGAGGAGCAUCGCCAUGGCAGCUGUCAUUAGCAGAUCCCGGUGAUGCUGGAGAUGGAGCCCUGAACAACCCAGGAGAGGCGGCAGGGCUUUGUGGAGAACCAAAAUGGGCGACUGGAACUGAAAAUGCAAAGCUGAAUGGAAGAGAAAGAGAAGCAGACGAUUCUUCAAGCAGCUUAAAAACCACAGCGCUGCCCCCACAGACUCUGGAAGGCAGCCCGGAGGCACUUCCAGUCCGGGGCUCAUUGGCACCCUCCAGUGGCCAGCUGUUGGGCAGCGCCGAUAAACCAGAGACCCAUCCCUUCAUACUAUCUCAGAGUCCACCACCAUCCCACGUUCAGCCUGGGAAGACUGCGGGGCCGCUGCAGGGUGUCAAACCUGUCAAACUGUGUCGCAAAGAAUUACGUCAGAUUUCUGCCUUGGAGCUGUCGUUACGACGCUCCAGUCUGGGAGCUGGGGUCCGGUCAGUGACUGUUGAUUCCCUUGAAGUACCUGAGGAAACCUAGUGACUUCAAAGUAUACACAUUGGACAAUAAAACUUUUAAUUUAGUACAUAUGUGAAAAGAUCCCUUUUACUAACUUGGAGAAUGAGAGCCCAGAGUCAGCAGCUUCUUCACAAGACCCAGGAAAGGGGGCUUGGUGGUACUCUUGUGUAUGUUAGGGCUUUCCUAUUUCAUAAAUGCAUUUUUGAAUGCUUGGUACAUUGAACUACUUAAUAAGUGUAUUUAAGUUCUUUCCUAGGCAUGUUUGCUUUACUUUUUAAAGUACAUUUGGAGAACUAACCAAAGACUAAAACACUCUUCAAAUGUAUAUUGUUCUAUAUAAUAUAAAGGCAUAUUAUAGAAGUACAUUAUAAUCCUUAAGUAUUGGAAUGUUAAAGUAUCCGUAUGUUGCUAUUUUUUAAGCUCCAGAUAAAUCCCGGUUGUGCCAGAGUUACCUACCUACUGUGUGUGUUUGCCGGAAUUAAGAGUUACCUACCUACUGUGUGUGUUUGCCGGAAUUAAGAGUUACCUUCCUACUGUGUGUGUUUGCCGGAAUUAAGCCUGUGGGCCAAGGGUGCGUCACAGUUGUUAGGAUCCACAGAGGUGGCACAUCAGCCUUAACUCUAGCAUGGUGUCUUCGCUUUUAUAGUUAGCUUAUAUUGUUGGACAAUAGAGUAGAACGCUAAUCUCCACCUUUAUCCCGCCCUGUGCAUUUCACAUUCCCUCUCAUACGAAGUCAGAAUUGUGAGACGUGGCUGCAGUUUCCUGAACGGGACAGGGAAGGACCACAGAGCCGCACAGAACAUCCCAGCAUCCUCAGGAAGAUGCCACUUGCGAGUGGUGUGGCCGGUGGAGUGCGUGGGUGAUGUCCCUCUGAUAGGCGAGAGCUGAGACUUGACCCCCUUGGCGUCCAGCUUCACAGGCUUUGGUGGCACUGGGCUGCAAAUACGACAUGAAAUCUAGUUAACCCUUUACGUUUCAAUUAAACGAGCAAUUCAUUCUUUCCUACAAUAUUUAUCACAGGCAACAUCCCAUUAUGCUGCCCUGAAGUAUUAUUUCUUUUCCACACUUUCACGUGUAAGCCAAAGUUGUUUUGUUUUGGAUUAGUUAAAGUUGCGUGGCACCAGUAGCAAAGCUACCCUACAGAUGCUUGCUCAGUUCCUGCGGAGUCCUCUCCCUUGCUGAGGGUUUAAGUGUCUCUAUGUCUGUGCGUGCACAAGCACACACACACACGCACGCACACACACACACACCCUAUAUCAUAUAUUAAUCUCAUGGUAAAAAGUCAGUGCCUUCAAUUACCCAUAAGUUAUAUAUUAAGCUGAGUAUGGUACAUGCCUUUACUCCCAGCACUCUGGAGGCAGAGGCAGGUGGAUCUCUGUCUACCUGGUCUACAUAGUGAGCUCUAGGACAACCAGGACUACAUAGAGAAACCCUGUAUUAACAAACAAAAAUUAUGUAUUAGUAAAUAUCUUUAUUAAUGAAGGUCAUAAUUGUAAAUCCUUUUAAGAUUAAGUAGCGUGCUAUGCCUUACUAAGUAAUUCAUACCAUUGUGUUUUGAUGCAAGAAUCCUUCUUGCCCAAGAAAUUAAAACAUUUACUUUACGUAUGGAAAUAUAAAACUCGUUUUCACUAACAAAGCAACAGAAGUUACAUAAAACUAAAAUGGUUUCAUCGUAUAAUACAAAUGUGAAUUCAUUGUCAAGUAACAAAGGUAUGCUUUCCCCAUUUUUGGUAAACAUUUAAUUUGUAUCUUGUAUAUGCUUUGAUAGAUUUCAUCCACAUAAUCAAACAUACAUAGCUGAUGUCCCAGACAGGUAAUUUAGGUGUGAGCAAUCCAUUCUAGCCGGGUCAUUGGCUUAUAGAGUAAUCAGAACACAAGGUGCCUCCUCCCAGGUUCUCACACUGAAGCAGCAAGCGCUGUUUACCCCUGAGCAUCUCCCCAGCAAGCGCUGUUUACCCCUGAGCAUCUCCCCCGCCUGACUUUCUCGGUAGAAAAUGGGGUUUUUUAUUUUGUUUUGUUUUGUUUUUUUCAAGAUAGGGUUUCUCUCUGUUCAGCCCUGGCUGUCCGGAAAGACCAAGCUGACCUCAAACUCGGGGAUCCACCUGCCUCCCUAGCUGGAAUUAAAGGCGUGCACCAAUACUGCCCAAUCUAUACAAAACAGGUUUUUGUUGUUGUUCAUUUUAUUCUUAUAUUUCCUACAUGUAACAGAGUAUUUAAAGGGGAAAGGUCCGUCUCUUUACAAUGCUCUUCCCUUCCCUAACUGGAGUAUUGCUAGGAGAGGUUUGUGGUGGAGGGAGGGGCUUUUGCACCCAGACUGCUCUGCUUUGACUUCUCUGAUGUAAGCUCUUGGGUCGCUCACUCAUUCAUACCCUUAAAAACUUGGAGUCAAAGAGUCAGCAGAAACAUGAUUUUCAGUGACAUAGACUUUCUCUUCUUUAGCUAUCGCUGCGUUUAUAAUAACCCACAGCAAUGAAGUUAUUCUUCUAUGUAAGAACAGGUGCUAUAAUGGAACCAGACCAGCAGGCGGGGCCGUCGUGGCACGGCUCCUCAGACAUCACAUGUGGGAUGAUAUGCAGGGGUCCGAGAAGAAGUCCAUUGGUCGUGGCAAUUCUCCCCACUCCUUUGGUGUUUUAAAGAUACCGUGUGUGUUUCACAUCUAAAACUGUAACGCGCUCUGGGCCGUCUCCAUCCCGAUGGCUGUCCCUGGCACACUGAGGGUGCACUGGUUUUGAGCCUGUGUGGGCUGUAGUUUAUCACAAGCAGGAGCACAUCUACCCCGCCCACCCGGCAGACAGUGUCUCAUGCUACCCUGCUGCUGCUGCUAGUAACUGACUUUUCAAGGGCCCUACAGAAAUGCAUGGCUCACCCGCACAGGGCUCCCUGCUUAUGGCCUUCUCUUAGGAUGAGCUGCUCACACCCACCAGAUACUUAGAAAAUGGUGUUCAUGGUUAUGCCAUCCUUUGAGUUGAACCCGGUGUGAGCGUGAGAGGAAUCUUCCGGAACAAGGGAAGUUAUAAAAAAGAAAACCUCAGGUUACCAUGUCAGCUUUUCGUGUUUCCAGUAGUUUUCAUUUGACCCCACUCCAGACAGUUUUAUUAGACCUUAGCACAACUGACUCCAUGAUGGAAGCUCCAUUCAGGCUGUAAAACUCCGCAUGUAGACAGCACCACUAGCAAAACUUUGUCACAGGGUCAAACUAUCAAAGUCCACAGUUGUGGCAAGUCUUUAAAUGCACUAACCCUUGCUUUUGGCUUCUGUAGUCUGUUCUGCUUCUGGCUAGCUCGUCUUGUUAACGAAGUAUGACAACCCAGAAUAUGGUUUUUGUGCCUAAAAGCUCCCCCUGAGAAAGGCUCAGGGUUACACUGGGAUCUCAAACACCCCAUGUAGUCACCAGCUGGCUAAUAAAGACUUUCUAUUGGCUUAA
Mesocricetus auratus (golden hamster) is the source of this 7987-nucleotide messenger RNA. It is a transcript of the gene Kif27, whose product is annotated as kinesin family member 27. The transcript has 18 exons. The coding region runs from base 397 to 4584 and encodes 1395 amino acids. The record is from RefSeq and is a predicted model, not a curated record. Lineage: Eukaryota; Metazoa; Chordata; Mammalia; Rodentia; Cricetidae. Gene Ontology annotation, biological process: mitotic spindle organization; microtubule-based movement. Gene Ontology annotation, molecular function: microtubule binding; ATP binding; microtubule motor activity.